Messenger RNA from Pseudoliparis swirei, 4938 nucleotides. RefSeq names its product integrin, alpha 11b (gene itga11b). The record is from RefSeq and is a predicted model, not a curated record. Lineage: Eukaryota; Metazoa; Chordata; Actinopteri; Perciformes; Liparidae. Gene Ontology annotation, cellular component: integrin complex; external side of plasma membrane. The coding region runs from base 8 to 3607 and encodes 1199 amino acids. The transcript is spliced from 30 exons. Gene Ontology annotation, molecular function: integrin binding. Gene Ontology annotation, biological process: integrin-mediated signaling pathway; cell adhesion mediated by integrin; cell-matrix adhesion.
CUCACUCAUGGAUUAUCAUCGUCUUCCUCUUCUGAUGUGGACCUGCUGCUUCCUGCCAGAUCUUCAGCUCGGCUUCAACUUCGACACCAAGAACUUUAAGAUCUUCUCCGGUUCUAAAGAAAACCAGUUUGGAUACACAGUCCAGCAGCACGAGGCGGGAGGACGCCAGUGGUUGCUGGUUGGAGCUCCCUUUGAAUACACAGGGGAGCAGCAGACUGGUGAUGUGUUCAGGUGCCCUCUGGACACCAGACUUUUUGCAAACUGCAGCAAGCUGAACCUCGGUAAACUCUCUGUGGACAACGUGUUGGAGAGGAAGGACCAGAUGAGGCUGGGCAUGACGCUGACCUCCAACCCACGGGACGGCAGCUUUGUGACCUGCGGCCCCCUCUGGUCCCAUGAGUGUGGCAGCUCCCUCUACAGCACCGGAGUCUGUUCCAGGGUCAGCCGGAGCUUCAGACUGGCCAACAGCAUCGCCCCGGCCCUGCAGAGAUGUGAGACGUUGAUAGACAUCGUGAUCGUCGUGGACGGUUCUAACUCCAUCUACCCGUGGUACGAGGUCCAGGACUUCCUCAUCACCAUCCUGCAGAAGUUCUUCAUCGGCCCGGGUCAGACGCAGGUGGGUGUGGUUCAGUACGGGUCCACGGUGGUCCACGAGUUCGGUCUUGGUGACUACCAGACGGUGGAGGAGGUGGUGGAGGCCGCCAGGGGCAUCGACCAGCGGGGCGGCGAGGAGACGAGGACGGCGCUGGGCAUCAACGUGGCGCGGUCGGAGGCGUUCAGGCGCGGCGGCCGACCCGGCGCCCAGAAGGUGAUGAUUGUGAUCACCGACGGAGAAUCUCACGACAGUCCACAGCUGGUGCAGGCCGUCGCCGACAGCGAGCGAGAGAACGUCACCAUGUACGCCAUCGCGGUUCUGGGUUAUUACAACCGCCGGGGGAUCAACCCCGAAGCCUUUCUGAAGGAAAUCAAGUUCAUCGCCAGCGACCCGGAUGAGAAACACUUCUUCAACGUGUCGGACGAGUCGGCGCUGAAGGACAUCGUGGACGCGCUGGGAGAGAGGAUCUUCUCCCUGGAAGGGACCAGCAGUCAGGGUCGAGGGUUCGGUCUGCAGAUGGCUCAGGCGGGGUUCUCCUCACAUCUAGUCCAAGACGGCAUUCUGCUCGGGGCGGUCGGCGCCUACGACUGGAACGGCGCCGUGCUCAAAGAGACCAAACACGGAAAAGUGGUUCCCCCCAAAUCCUCCUACCAGGACGAGUUCCCAGAGGAGCUGAAGAACCACGCAGCCUACCUGGGCUACUCGGUGGGCUCCCUCAUUUCCUCUCGCGGCUCUCAGCUCUACGUGGCCGGAGCUCCGAGGUUCAACCACACCGGGAAGGUGAUUGUCUUCAGCCUGAGGAACAGCGGGAACCUGACCAUCCUGCAGGCGCUGCUGGGGGAGCAGAUCGGCUCGUAUUUCGGCAGUGAGUUGCUGUCGAUGGACGUAGACGACGACGGACACACGGACGUCCUGCUGGUGGCAGCGCCCAUGUUCUACAGUCGAGGCUGGGAGAGAGGGAAGGUCUACGUCUACUCGGUGACCCCACAGACAUCGUUCAUCCUGCAGGGGGCGCUGGAGGUUUCUGACUGCUCGCAGAACUCCCGGCUGGGUUCGGCGUUGGCCCAGAUACCCGACAUGAACGGGGACGGGUUCAGGGAGCUAGUGAUGGGGGCACCGCUGGAGGACGACCACCAGGGGGCGGUCUACGUCUUUUAUGGCCAGAACAAAACCAUCCAACCCAAGUACAGACAGCGUCUGUCGGCAGCCGGGUUCUCUGCUGGUCUGAAGUAUUUCGGUCAAAGUCUUCACGGGGUUCUGGACGUCAAUGGAGACGGGCUCGUCGACCUUGCUGUGGGAGCACUGGGAGCUGCUGUCAUCAUCUGGUCUCGUAGCGUGGUCCGGAUUCAGGCCACGCUAGUCUUUGAACCCGAGAAGGUCAACGUCUUUCUCAAAGACUGUCGUCGAGGUGGGAAGGAGGUCACCUGCAUGUCCGUUAACGUCUGUCUGAGUCUGGAUGCCAGGACCAAGACCAAGACCAAGUCCAGGACCAAGACCAGGUCAGAUGUUGCGGUUUGGUUCACUCUGGUUCUGGACGAGAGGCGUUUCCCUCCUCGAGCGGUUCUGGACGAAGCGGACCGCCAGCAGCAGAGCGUGAUGCUACAGGUCGGAGGUCAGAGCUGCCGACGCCUCGGCUUCUCCAUCCAGGAGACGACUGAUUACGGGCGUCCCAUCGUGGUUUUCCUGGAGGCGGGCCUGAGGAGUCCAGACGAGGGUCCGGUGUUGGACCCCGACUGGCCGAGUGUGCUGAGGGCCGAGCUUCCCUUCUGGAACGGCUGUGAGCAGGAAGACACCUGCGUCCCCGACCUCGUCCUCUCCAGCCACACCGACCUCAUGGAUGUUCAGCAGUUCUGCAGCUCGCAGGCCGCCUGGUCGCUCUGCAGCCACCGGGGGGCGCCGCAGGGCUCUGAGCGCGUGGUGGAGGCCAGCAGGAGGAGGGUGGUGGUCUUCGCCCGGCUGGAGAAUCAGGGAGAGAACGCUUAUGGGGCCGCCCUCCACAUCUCCACCUCCUCCAACCUCCUCUUCUCCAGCCUCAUAGUCACGGACCAAUCAGACAUUCAGAUUGAGUGCUUCUCUUUGGACGGACUGGCCAAUCAGAGGAGCUGUAACAUCAGCGCUCCAUUCAUGAAGUCCUUGUCUCAGGUUUCUUUGCGCGUGGAGUUUGAGUUCAGUCGCUCCGUCUUCUUGGAUCACGUUCGUGUCAUCAUGGCAGCCGCCAGCGACGGAGAGGAGGGUUACCCUGACGACAACAUCAACGACAUCUUCGUCCCUCUGAAGUACCAAACUGACCUCCUCUUCACCAGAGACCCAAAGACUCCUCGCUUUGACAUCAGAUCUCCAGACAGCACCUCCUCCUCCUCCUCCUCCUCAGACCAUCCAGACAGCAGCUCUCUCGCCUUCAACCUCACGUAUUAUAUCCAGAACCUGGGCUUCUUCCCGGUGCAGGAGGUCCUGUUCAGGGCUGACAUCUGGGCCCUGACCCCGCGGGGCAUCCCGCUGGUCAGCAUCACGGACUACAGCGUCCAGCAGGCCACCGGGUCUCACUGCACGCUGCCUCAGACCAGAACAACCAAUCAGGAGACAGCGGAGGAGGACCUGUCACACCUGAGUCAACUGAACCUCAGCAACAGCGCCAGCGUGGCGGUCCAGUGCCGACUGAACCUGCCGCCCACUGAAGAGCUGAAGGUGACGCUGGGAGGACGACUGCUGCUCCCCGCCCUGCUGGCUGUGAGCUUCAGGUCCUUGGAGUUACUGAGUGCUGCCUCCAUCCAGCUGGAAGCCUCCAGCCCCAUGUUCCUCCAGGAGGACCGGCCGGUCAGAGAGAUGGUUCUGGAGCUCAGGAGGAACCGGGUCUACGUCGUCCCCAUCUGGAUCAUCCUGGGAAGCUCGCUGGGAGGAAUGAUGCUGCUGGGGCUACUGGUGCUGGUCCUGUGGAAGCUCGGCUUCUUCAACCGGAGGAGGCGGGACGAGGAGCAGCCGGCAGCCAAUGGGAAGGCAGCAGAGGAGCUGUAAGCGCGGGAGGCGACGGUGCUGCGUUCAGGCGCUCCUCCACAGCGCGGAAAGACGAGCUCCGUUACCUGCGUGGUGUAGUGGAGACGAACAGAGCUGAUCACGUGCCACAUGGAGAGAGGCUCAUUUCCUUCUGAGGUUAUUAUCGAUGAGCCGCUGAUGAGCACCUGAACGCAUCACGCUGCACCUGUCACUCAGGGAACCUGAAGCCGCGAUCAGCCAGACAAACUAAUGCACUUCCGCCGUUCAGGUUUCAGAUAAAUCCUCCUUUUGAAACACUUCCGUUCAUAAAGAGGUGAAAGCUUCAGUUCAUGAUUUUAUUAAUACUUUAAACACACUUUUACAUUUAAAAUAGUUUCUCCCGACUGAGCGGAACCGGAGGAACCCGCGUGACCACGUGACACGAUGUCACCAGGUUAGGAACGUGACGAUUCAGGAUUAAACAUGAUUAAUGUUAAGACGACACUACCUACGAUGAUUUUAUGUCCUUUUUUAUACUAAUGGAAACAGUAGUGUCUUAUGAGCACGUUGUUGAUUAUAUUAUUACAGAAUGUAUAUCUGAUGCACUUUUGUUGUGUACGGUCAAACUUGAACUGUUUUUUCUUUGGUGUAAAUAUGAGGACCGAGGCAUUACUCGUUAGUGAAGGGGUUUGUUGUUGUGAUUCUGUAAUACACAGGAUGUCCACCAGGUGUCUGGCUCAUCACAUUCUCAUGUGAAACAGGAAGUAAACAGUCAUGUGGUGAUGUCAUCAAACCCGAAGGCUGAUUGAAACGAUAAUCUGUUGUCAGAAGGGGGCGGGGCCUCUGAGCACCUGAUUGGACAGCAACCAGCUUCCUGUCCAAUCAGGUGAGACGUUAAGAACAAACAGGACGCAGGUCAAUGCAGACAAGACUUUUAAUUUGACGGCGUUCAUUCUGCAGGAAGUACACAACAACUGUUUCCUGUUUCAUCACAACGAUCUUUGGCUUCAUUUCAGCCACAAAGGAUAAUAUAAUCAUAAAAAUAAGAAUAAAGGUUUCCAGCUCCACCAGAACAGAAAUCCAGACGCCUGCAGUCAGACGGAUACGAAGGAAUGGCACGUUAUCGACACCCCAGAGACCCCCUCUAGACCCCCCAGUUCAUUGUGCAGGAGCCCUAGACCACAAGCUCCAAGACCACAAGGCACAAACAGUAGAAACCAGUUGAAGAAACAAAAGUCAGAACAACUCAAACUUGAGGACAAGCAAAUAAAUAAAAGUAAAAUAAAGUCCUUUAAAAGUCGUUCUUCGUGCUUAAAAAACAAAACAUUCUACAGGAAUAAAAGUCUUGUUCCAGACGAAAACACUUUAAAAUC